This is a messenger RNA of Plodia interpunctella (Indianmeal moth), 13031 nucleotides long. RefSeq lists its product as uncharacterized. Lineage: Eukaryota; Metazoa; Arthropoda; Insecta; Lepidoptera; Pyralidae. The transcript is spliced from 27 exons. Bases 169 to 12192 code for a protein of 4007 amino acids. Gene Ontology annotation, molecular function: ATP binding; ATP hydrolysis activity; ATP-dependent chromatin remodeler activity. Gene Ontology annotation, cellular component: nucleus. The record is from RefSeq and is a predicted model, not a curated record.
ACAAUUUCUCUAUGACCAAUGCUUGAUUUGUAACAACAAAAACCUAAAAUUUGUCUUGAAAAUACCUAAAUAUCGAAUUUAAUUUGUAUUUACUUCCUUAUUAUUUCGUUGAUUCACCCGUAAUGUGUAAGAUAGCUUUCAUAGACGCGUUACAACAAUACAGUUACAAUGUCGGAACAUACUAAUGUCGAUAAAAACAACCUGUGUGUUACUGAAGAUGUAUUCGAAAAAUUUCAAGCAGAGUCCAUGUAUGAAGAAGAACUAAUUACUCUUUCAGACCUCUUGACUUCAAAUGAUACAACAACAUCUGUUGUGCCAGAUGAUGCCAAGGAUCUUUUAACCGAUGAAAAUGUUGUAUUGGAUGGUAUAAGCAAUGUUAUAGAUAAUUCUGAAACUGUACAGCAUUCCGAAAUAUCGACUGGACCCGGUGAAGUUAUCGGUCACCAAGCCCAACUGUUGAUUGAAACCUCUGACUUAAAUGUGUCUGAAAAUAUUAUAGUUCAAACUAAAGUUGAGGAAGAAAAACAACGUAGAAAAAGAGGUAAGAAAAAGAAAACUAUUCAAGAAAAAUCAUUUGACAAGGCACUCACACAACAACCGGAACAAUUACAAUCUAUAACAAGAGGUCGAAGGAAGAAAAUAGCUGAUGACAUGAUGAACAGUCUCAGCUUAGAAGAGCAGAUGGAAUUAAUUCAUAGUGAUGUUCCCAAGAUUUCAAAUAAUGUAGAAAUUCAUUCAGAAUCUGGAUUAGAAGAAAAUACUCCUCAACCUUCUAAAAGUAGAGGUAGGAGAUUAGUCCAAAAAUCUAAAAUUGAAACUAGUAUCUUUGAUAAUGGUAUGGUCAGUGAACAAUUAAAAACUAUCAACCAAAAUGGUCAAUCUGUAGGUGUACCAACUACACGAAGAGGUAGAAAAAGGAAAACGCUGCAAAACAAUGAUAAUAAUGAUGUUAGUCUUCAAAAUAGUAAAUUGGAUAUAGACCUCCAAAAUGAGGAAAUUGAUGUCAGUGAAGAUUUGCCAAUAUCACAAAUUAAAAAUGGAAACUCAAAUACAGGUGAAGAUGUCAAUCUAAGCAUAGAUGCACAGUCCACAAAUUUAACAAAAGGUAGGCCACGUAGAAAUAUAAAGAAAACAUUAAUAGCUGAACCAGACACCAUCAAAAAUAAAGUAACAUCUGGCAAGAAAAAAGGUAGGCCUAAAAAACAAUCUCAACAGUCACAUGAUACAGAUCUUUCAGAAAUUCAAAAUGACAUCAACUCUUCUACACACAGUAGAUGUAGUAAGGUUGAGGAGCCUUCUAGCACAGUUGACAAAAUAGAUCCAAAUCUCGAAGUAGCUCUAGCAAGUAAAACUGAAGAAAUUGAUAAUGAUGAGGCAGAUGAAAUGUCUUUAAGUAAUUUUAAAGAAGCUAUUUUGUCUAAAGACAGCAAUGUCCCUUCAAGUUCAAAGGAAGAAGCCAUAACCAGCACAAUAGAACUGGAACUAGAGGACACUAAAAGUAAGACAAAUGAAACUCAAAAUAAAAUAGAUUCUACAGCACCAGAAUUAGUAGAUUUUGAAUAUAAUCUUGAUAAUAUUGCCAAUGAAUGUGUGAAUAAAAAAAAAGAAAAUCUAAAUGCUGAAACAAAUAUGAUGUAUGCUAAUGAGUCUUUACUGAUUGAAGAUACUAGUAAAAGACCGAAAAGAAGGAAAAUGAAACAAAAUUUUCGUUAUCAAGAGGAUUCUGAUGAAGAUCCAUUUGCCAAUAUUGAACUUUCAGAUGAUGAGCCGAAACGUGGUAAGAGAGGAGCCAGAUAUUAUUCAGACGAUGAAUACAUUCCAGGUAAAAUUACCCGAGGUAAGAAUGCUGCUGAUAGCUCCCUAAGUUCUGAUAUGGACAUAGAAGAUUUUGAACUUGAAGGCUUAAGGAAACAAAAAAGAAAACGUUUUUCUAAAAAAAAUGAAUCACCCAAAAAGAAAGGCAAGAAAAGUGAAACAGAUUGUAUAUUAGAUGUCACUACUGUUCCUCCAGCAUCACUAAAUAAUAGUGAUGAUAUAGAGGUCUGUCUGGAAUCAUCUGUCAUAAAAAAUCCUCAAGUUGAUGAAUCUUCUACCUGGGGAAAAACAAAGGCAUUUGAGAAUUUUAUUGCUCAAAAAAUACAGGGUACCGAAUUGAAAAUAAAGAAGGUAUCGUCAACUGCAUCCACAACAACAAUUGCUCCACUUGAUAUUCCAACGCUUGAUCCGACUGUUAAAAAAUUGAUAGAGAAAUCCACUCAAACAGUUAGGACCAAAGUGAAUGCACAAGGUAUGCAAACCUCACCACCAUAUGAUGUUCCUAUGAAGGAAAAUGUUACUCUUACGAAAGAGCAGUCCGAAAAAGCAUGUGAAUUCCUUAAUAGUAUUGUUAAAACUACUUCUGAGUUAGGAGUAUUGAUGACACAGAAAUCUGAAGAUUUCAUGAAAAAGAAAAUACAUACGGACCAUGUGACAGACACUUUUAAAAUGGAUUACUGUGUAAGAAAGUCAUUCUUGCUAUUUAAAUUAGCCAAACAUAAUUUGAUGCAAAUGGAAGAAGACUUGGCUAACCAGUAUGAAGAAUUUCUAAAAGCAAAUGACUUAAGUGAAUAUAGGGAACAAAUAAAAACAAUGGCUUCAACAUCAGCACAGAAAGCAGAUGAUAAUGAUAGUGAUUGUGAAAUUGUGGCUGUGGAGUCUGUGUCUGGGUCAACAGCAGUAAAGAAAAGUGAAAAGCCUAAAGUUAAUCCAAAGACUGUGUUCUUAAAUAAAGAACUCUCAAUAAAAAUAACAAAAAAGCCUGGAGAAGACAAGAAAAAUAAUGAUGACAAAAAACUCAAUAUCAAAGGGCGGCACACAGUAUGGAUUAAUGAUUCUGUGAUUUUAAAAAAAGUUAAGCCUAUGCAGUCUUUUUUAGCCCAGGACAGCCGAAAUAAAAAACCUCCUGAUUAUAACAUCAUUGAAAAUAUUGUGAAUAUUUUUUUUAGGGAAUAUGAUAGACAGCGAGCCAUGUCUGUUUGUGCUCCCUUUAUUUCGUCUGAAUGGGUGACUGCCAGGAGGGAAUAUGCAUGCAAUUAUUAUGUAGCCAGUCCUGAGAUUCCUACAGGUAGUGAGCAUUUUGUAAACAACACAAAUAGAGAAAGUAUUGCUGAUGUUAAUAAAACAAAUUGUAACUCAAUAGUUUCAUCACCAAAGUCAUUAUUUUCACUCUGUACUUUAUGUAUACAAAGGCAAUCAUAUAUCAAGAAAAAUACAGGGAAAUAUAUACAAGCAAAGGAGCAGCCCAGUUCAUUAUUUGAGAUAUGUUUGCAUGUUUUGAAUAAAGACAAGAAAAAAGUCCUUAAUAAGACUGUCAACAUUACAGAUGCAUUAUCCUUAAAGACUAUAUCCUUCAAUAAAGUUAUGGAAACAUUGAGAGUGACUACAAAACUGAAUGACAUCUCUCAAUUCAUACCUGAAAAGAAAAAGGUUACUCAAGAAAAUAACCAUAUAAUACCAAAGAUAAAAAAUUUAAAAGUAAAUGGUGCAAGUAAAAUAGAAAGAAAUCAUCCUAAAAACGAAGUGAAAACAUUGUUUGCACUGUGCGUGAAACUUAUUCAAAAUAAGCAGAAAAUAAGUUAUCAUAAUGAUCAUUUUAUUAAUGAAGAAUAUAUUCAACAUAAUAAAGAAUCAAUUUUAUUAGAUGACGCUACAGAUAAAAAUGAGCAAACCUAUCACAACACUAAACUGAUAAAUUGUGUGCCACAAUCUUUAAAAUAUAUUACAUAUGAUAAUAUUGUACGCUUAAUGUAUGAUUUUAAGCCUAAAGAAUUACCUCUUGUCUUUGAUGGCUCUUUUGAAGUAGUUAAAACAUUGGGGAAGAUUUGUCUGGAUAUCAUCAAAACAAACAUGUAUGAUUUGAAUGUUACAAGAUCCAAUAUGACGAUUAAUUCAGUAAAUACAUUGUCUGAAGAAGCCUUCUUCAAUAUUGAAGAUACAUGCACAGUUCAAGGUGAUCAAUAUCAAUAUGAUGAAGACGACGAUAAUAACUGUUAUGAAGAUGACUUUGAACCUCAAUAUGAAUUUGAGGACGAUGCAAAUGACGUUCUCCAUCAAGAUAACAAUUGGGUAAAACAAGUUGAAAUGAAGGAAUUUAAAUCUUGUCUUGUUUCAAAUAUGUCUAGUAAAACAAAUGACAGUGUUACUGAUGACGCAGUACAAGCUUCUGACGAUAAUACACCAUCUGGAAUACCUUACAUGGUGAAUAUCAAAUGUGAACCUCCAGAAGAAGAAUUAACGGAGAAUAUUGUUGACCCGGCUAUUGUUAAAACAGAACCUACAUAUACAACUAAUGAGAUGACAAUAUCAUUUGAACAUGUAACUACAAAAACUGAACCAGAUAAUUCAAAUGCUUCAAGAAGCUAUGACGGUGACGCUUUUGAAGAUUUUGUUUCUUCAAAUAAAAUGAUAUACUGCUCUUUAGAUAAUACUGAUAGUGGAGAAAAGUUUAGCCAAAGUGCUUUGAGAAUUCGACGUCAAUUUGACCCUGAUUGGGAUGGUAAGAAUGAUGCUGGUAUGAGCUUAUUAAUCCCACAUACGUAUGAACCAUUGCAAAUAACUGAAGCAAAAGAUACCCUAAUGCAAAGCAGCUCUGACGAAAGUAAUAAAGAUAAUUCUUCGAAAAAGAAAAUUGAUAAAAGAAGAAAAAAGACGAAGAAAAUAGAAACUAAGACUAAUAACAAAGAUAUCAGUAAUACUUCAAAGAAUAGAUUGGUAGCAAGUAAUGAAAAUGAAGCAAAGAAAGAUGUGCAUAGUACUUCAAAAAAUAAAGCAUUGUUAAAUAACGAAGUUGCCAUCCUGACCCGAAGAAUGCGAGAAAAGAUAAGACAGGAAGAAAAAAAGGUGCAAUCAUCUGAUUCAGAAAACGAGACUAUAGAAACUAGGUCCAAAUGUGAAAAGAAAAAAGGCAAAGUGGAAGAAGUACCUGAUACUAGUCAAAAACCUAAUAAAAAAAAAUAUGACGGGACUGAUAUUCAAUGUAACAAUGUAGAUUCAACAGAACGACUUGACCUGAGUCCAAGAAAACAGAGGGAGUCUGUUCCAGAUGAAAUAUUCACUGGUUUUAGUGCUGUGGAUCAAAGUGAAAUAUCUACAUACCAGAAAUAUUUAAAAGACGUCUAUGAUAAAAUACUACCUAAAAUUGAUGGAAAUAACAAAAAUAGUUCCAAAUAUUCUGAACCUACAAGCAAUGAACCAUUUAUGAAUCCCGAUGAGCCAGUAGAAUUAUUAGAAUGUGAGCCGACAUUACCUAUGUUUGAAAAAGAAACUCGCAAGCGAUCUACAAGAAAAAAAGGUAAAGUAAUUCCAACUGAAGAAAUGUCAGAUAAGAUCAUUUCAGAUAAGAAUAUUUCAGAAAUUCAAACACACAAAGAAAACACUAUUGGAGAUGCUCCAAUAACUGAUUCACCAGCAAUUGUGGACCGACAUGGAUGGCUGUGUUAUCCUAUUGAUGUCAAUGAUAGAAAAUUGUAUGAUAACUGUCAAAUAUUGUUAGAUAAAUUGCCAGAGACAUUUGUAGAAAUGUAUUUUCAAUACCAAAGUAUUACAAACAGAAAUAAAGAGGAUGACGAAGUUGAUAGGUUAACUAAUUUGCAGUCAUUGAAAAGAAGUUCAACUGUGAAAGAAUUGAAAACCAAAAGUAAAGGGAAAGAAAAUAAGAGGGAGUUAGCUGAAGGGACUUCUAAGGCAGAUAACAAUUUGGAUGACUCGCGUCCAGCGAGCCCAGGGUCAGACCAUUAUAAUGAACUGACGCCUUCGGAAGAUGAAGGAGGUGACGAAGAUAAUGAGCCACUGGCAACAAUGGCGAAACCGACGUCCGAAAACAACAUGGCUAAAAGUUCUCUCAUGGACGACAAUGACAGUGAUACGGAUACUGCCAUAGCUGAAGGGAAAGGCAAGACUGAAGGGAAACUUAACAAAAUCAAGCAGGAGCCUACUGAUGAUGGUGCGAAGCCAACUUCUGUUAAGAAACCAGGUCCGAAAUCGAAGACGAAGUUAUUAGAUCUGAAGACAGAGCAUCCAGACCUGAUGUUGACGGCAGAUAAGAUGAUGAAUAAGGAAUUGACGCUACUCCACGCGCCGAUCAACCUCGACGACAAGGUGCCAGAAAUUCCAUUGAAAAAGCCCUCUACUAGGAGCAAAGCGAAGAACUCAUCAAAGAAAGAGAUCCACUACCGCAUCAAGAAUGAAGAUGAUUCGUCAUCAGAAGAAGAGAAGCAUUGGGUCACCACGAAAGAGAAACUCCUCAAAAGGCUGGAGAAGAAGCAGGAGACCACAUUAGCGGACGAAGCUAAACGCACGAAGAUAGUGAGCGAGUACAUAGAGCGACGCGGCGAGAACUUGGAACCGCGGCUGACGCAACGUCGGCGUGGGCGCAGGUCCAACAAGCGGCUGCUGGAGAGGCAGAAACAGCUGAGGGUGUUAACGAAGGAACUGCUGGGCGACGCCGCAGAUAGCGCGCAUCACACGAAGCGAUACAACCAAGCCUAUUUCAAAGGCCGCCGAAAUAUCAGAAAGGUUAUUGACAAAAAGUCCCUGGCAAGGAGUACUGUGAUGGCGAACAUGGAAGAGUUUGAGAGGAAGCGAAAGUUGACCAUGAAACAAGCGAAACUGCGGGAGAUGUUAGGCUGCGAGGAAGGCGUGAAUGUCUUGGUGAUAAAUGACGAGCUGUGCUUGGAGUACGACUUCGAGCUACAGCAGCCCGUGGUCGCCGUGCACCCCUUCUUUACCAAGAUCAUGAAGGCGCAUCAGUACGAAGGCGUGAAAUUCAUGUGGGACGCGUGUUUCGAGAGCCUGUCGCAGCUAGCGGCGGGGCACCCCGGCGGCGGCUGCAUACUGGCGCACUGCAUGGGGCUCGGCAAGACGCUGCAAGUGCUCGCGCUGCUGCACACGGUACUGACCCACCCUGGUGUGGGCAUGCAGCGGGUGUUGGUGUGCUGUCCGUUGUCCACGGUGCUCAACUGGGUGGACGAGAUACACAAGUGGAUCGGGCCCGUCACCGACCAGAUCAAGCAAAAGAAAAAGAAAAGGACACUUCAGGUUUUCGAACUGUCAAAAUUGAAGAAGACUUACGAGCGCGCGUACCAACUAGAAGACUGGUACAGCGGCGGCGGCAUCUUCAUCAUCGGCUACGAGCUGUUCCGCAGCCUCACCACGCUGGACGCCUACCUGGACGACGUGAGGCCCACUAUUGUGAAGAAGAUCCGCACCGCGCUGCUGGAUCCUGGACCGGAUAUCAUUAUCUGCGAUGAAGGCCAUCUUUUAAAGAACGACUGCUCCGUGCUAGCAGUGGCCAUGAGUCGCGUGGUGACCAAACGUAGGAUAGUGCUGACCGGUACGCCCAUGCAGAAUAACCUCAGGGAAUAUUACUGCAUGGUAAACUUCGUCAAGCCGAACCUACUGGGGACUUAUGCCGAGUAUUCUAACAGAUUCGAAAACCCGAUUAUGAACGGCCAGCAUCGCGACUCGAGCGAGGAAGACAUAAAGUUAAUGAAAGCGAGAACGCACAUUCUACACAAAGUUCUAGAAGGUUGCCUACAACGGCAAGAGGCUUCAGUCCUUUACCCAUACCUGCCUAAGAAACACGAAUACACCGUGUUCAUUUCCCUCACGAAAUGCCAAUGGGACAUGUACAAGUAUUACCUGAUGCAUUACGCGAACAAAGCGAAGCAUGGAGUGCUGAAGGAUUUCCACGUGCUACAGAAGGUGUGGUCGCACCCGCAGGUGCUGCACCACUUUCAGACUAAGGCUAGAGACGUCAAUGUCAAUAAGGUCAAAGCUGAGAAGCUAGAAGACGACCUGGCAGAAGAAGACACGGCGCCGGAAGCGGAUAUUAAGCCGAACAACACCGACAUCUGGUGGCUGCAGUUCCUAGAGGGCGGCGCCAUGUUGGACAGCCUCGAGUCUUCCAACAAGUUCGUGGUGGUCUUCAGGAUAUUGGACGAGUGUGUCAAACUGGGGGACAAAGUAUUAAUAUUCUCAACUUCCCUGUUCACAAUGGAUGCGCUGGAGUUCUUCCUGCGCAAGAUCAACAAGUGGUCGCUGGGACAGGAUUACUACCGAUUAGACGGCUCUGUACCGGCGGAGGUCAGACAGAAGUGGUGCCGCGAGUUCAACGCCGAGAACAACCACAAAACUAAAGUGUUCCUGAUCUCGACGCGCGCGGGGUCGCUGGGGCUCAACAUGACGGCCGCCAACCGCGUCAUCAUCCUCGACACCUCCUGGAACCCCGCGCACGACAUCCAGAGCAUAUUCCGCGUCUACCGCUUCGGCCAGAAGAAGGACUGCUAUAUCUACAGGCUGGUCGCUCUGGGCACAAUGGAGCAGAAGAUAUACGAGCGUUCAGUGACGAAGCAAGCGGUGGCGUGCCGCGUGGUCGACGAGCAGCAGAUAGACCGGCAUUACAACAUGCAAGAGCUCACUGAACUUUACAGAUUCGACGAGUCCGGGUCCGGCGUAGAGUGCGGCGUAGCGGCGGGCGUGCGCGACGUAGCGCUGCUACGAGUGGCGCGGCUACGAGCGCUGCACGCCGUGCACGAGCACGACUCCUUGCUGCGAGGAUCCGAGCCCGCGCUGCCUGAGCACGAGCGCCAGGCUGCUUGGUCGCAGUUCCAACAGGAACAUGAAAACGGACAACUUGAAAAAGCUAACGAGAAGAAAGUAAAAAAGAUAGCGGUGAAACGCACGUACAACAAAGCGGCGCCGGCGCCCACCGUAGAAGCCGAUCCGGGAGCGGAGGAUUCAACGGACUUCAAGCCUAAGGAGCCGAAGGCCAAGCGAGGCCGACCAAAGGCUCAUGUACAGCCCGAGAGCGAAUCUAUAUUACCCGAUCCUGAUACUGACAGGAUAAAUACUUUAGAUCCGAACACGGAACAAUCCAUGGUCCGCAAAAUAACACAAUUGCUGGUGAAACACAAGUUCACACACCGCGACGCGCAAACAGCGUUGCCGCAACUGGUGACGAACGUGAGGCGGGUAGUGAUGACGGGGCAGGACUUACAAUGUGACCCGCUCACUGCCAGCAUCGCUAAGGUGCUCAUGCAGAAACAGGACAACAUGACAAUGCCUCUCGUCAACGGAAUCAUCGGUGAGUCGCUCAACCAAACCGUGCCCGAAAACGAACGACUACCCACCACAGACUUACCAGCCGACCUGCUACUACCUCAAGCGUCCAAACCGGGCCGCCCUAAGAACAAACCAGGCCCCAAAUGCAGAAAGGGCUACGUCUACGAAGAAGUUCCCUCCACCUCAACAGCCCAAGAAAAUUUACCACUAUUCGAUCGCCUAUUACUGCCUGAUAACGAUGGCCGGACUAAGAGAAAAGCAGCAAUCGCAGCUGAGAAACUGCUAGAUACAGCCCUCGAAGAUGGCGUCAUUGACCUCGACAACGAUGAUGACUACGACAGCGCCACGGACUCCGCGCCUGAGAAAACAAAUGAAAUAUCAACAGAAAUCUCCAAAACAUCUACAGAUGUCUCCAAACCGGGACCUCCUGUCACUGCAGGUGUUACGAAGCCAGACGUCCCUACCAAUACAACAACAACGGAGGUUAAAACAUAUAAAAACAAAAAAGCAGCGGUCGAAGAAUUGGAAGUUUUAGAAGAUGUAAUGGACACGAGUAUUCUCCUAAGCGAUGAAGAAGAAAUAAUACUAAGUAAAACCGCUAAAGAAUUGGAACCGGAAACUGAAAUUUCAGUUCAUCCUUCAUUGUUGAAGAAUAGUAAUUUUAUAAAGAUUGUGGCGCAUACGUAUUUGGCAGGGAAUCCUAUGUUGGACGAGGACGCGGCUAUGUUAGCAGCGAGGUACAGCACGUACAAGGCGGUCAAGGAAUUGGAGUCAACAGGGAAGCCUAUCACCAGUGGACCGAUUUACGAUAUAGCUGUACAGGUACUCGGCAAAACUAUACUCAAGAAACUGCACAGCACAAACCACAAAGUUAACAUCUCGGACGAUAUGCAAUCUUCCUUACUACUAGACUUACUGGGAAACAUAGACAAGAACACUCCCAAAACCACGGAACACACUGUUAAAGGCUCUGAGAAAUCUAGCAAAAAUGUCAAGGCCCCAGAGCCCAGAAAACCUUUAGUAAAAGAAAAAAAACCGAAGCCCAAACGUUAUCGGAAGAUAUACUUAUCAUCAGAUGAAGAUACAUCAAUAUUAUCCCAUGAUGCGCCGGCACCCGCGGAACCGCAGACAAAAAAUUCCCAAGCCCAGCCGCCGUAUUUGUCUAGAGUGAUGAACGACAAUGGCGUGUCGAGCUCGCCUGCGCCGGCGCAGGGAGUCGUGCCAGUUGGAUUGUUCAAAACGACAGUGACUCCAGUGACCGCAGGCGAGCAACGGCAAACCAGAGUGGAGCCACUAGCCGAAUGUAUUCUCCCUGAUGACGACAUCCAUCUCGUGCCGGAUGCGGCGCCGGCGUCCGCGCCGCCGCCCCCACUGCCUCCACAGCAGACAACAGGCCCAUCCAUGGUGCCGCUAUCGAAACUCGUCGCCCUGCCGCAGCAACCGACGACCGCGACACAGAAGCAACCGAUCAUACUCAAGAUGGUGCGCACCACAAACACUCAGAUGACGGAACCCUUACAACAAUUACGACCGACGACCAACGAAGCGCAAAAGAUGCCAGUAGUGGUCUCCGCGGGUCCCCCAAAAACAAAAAUGGUGGAUACCACCAUCUGCCUCGACAGCGACGAGGAAGACGGCCACCAUCCCAGCAUCCCACCACUCACACCUAUCCCCGUCAGUCUAGCUCAGACCAACAAACCUGCCUAUGCCACAACGUCAACACUUGGCGGGAUCAACCUUCGACUCUCCAAAGUAGACCCUUCCAAAUUUAUUUUAACCACAAAAAAACCGACAGAAUCCGUCCCGGUGCCCGCUCUCAUUGAGAAUAAGGAUACGCCUGUGCGAUACAUCGUCAUCCCUAAAGCCCAAGUGGCUCAAAUGUACCCGCCACUGAUACCCGUGUCUCAGCAUCAGAUGCCGCCACACCACGUGGUCACCACCAACCCGGAUGGAACAUUCUCAUUGCGGCAGGUGAACACACAAGCGAAUAUGACCAACAAAACCCCUCCAACAAAUCCUACUAUCUUCACUCAUACAUCCGCUGCUUCUAACCCCGUCUCUACUUCAACUACUACCAGAUCUGGUAGAAAGACCCGAAAAGAUGUUACCACAUCUACCCUCGUGGCUACUCCUUCUUUAUCCAUAGACUCUGGCAAGAUUUUGAAUUAUAAUUUUGAAACCAAGGAUAGGCGUAAACAGUCUUUAUUAAAUAAAUCAUCGGCAAAUGCUCCACCGACGCCAGUCAAAUUCAAAAGUAUUGCGGCUAAACCUGAGACCCCGACUAAACCUGUGGCCCCGGUCAACCAUGUGACCCCGGCCAAACCUGUGACUCCGGCAAAACCUGUGACCCCGGCGAAGCCCGUGACCCCGGCCAAACCCGAGACUUCAGCCAAACCCGCUGAACGACAACGCAAAGUCUCCAGUAGCAGCGAGUCCUCGGAAUCCGACACCACUAACGAUCCACUCUCGAUACUGAAAGACGUCGUCCACAUACAAGCAGACUCUUACUUCACCCCGUCCGAAGCGCCUCAAAAUAAAACAAACACUAAAGCUAGCACUUCUACGCCAGCAAAGACUCAAAAGACAAAAGAAAUAACUUCCAAAAAUACCGCGGCACCGACUGCGUCUUCCAAUCAAUCAAAUAAAUCUAGAGUGUUCGUAGAUUCGGUAGAUUUGACAUACUACGAUGAUGAACCUACACCCUCAACUGAAACGCAAACUACUAAUACUACGACUUCGACUAAAGCACAGUCUGUUAAAGCGACAUCUACAACGACUAAAGCGGCAACAUCGCCUAGAUUGCAGGCAACUAAGCCACAGCCGCAAAAGACACUAUCUACAUCGACUAAAACACAAUCACACAAGGUUGUACAGACACCAAUAAGAACUAUGCCAAGUACCAGUAAAUGGCAGCCUACUACUAGUAAAACUCCGGUGACAACUGCAAAUAAAUCUAGCUCGAGUCAGCCUGCUCCUAAGAAGCGUGCUGCCCCCAUAGAAACUGCCACUCCCAAGAAAAAGAAGACCGACCAUCUUAUGACGUUGAAGGACUUCGACAUAGACGAUAUCGACGAUAUAAUCGAACUCGACUAAACAGCCUUACCUCCUAUUGAGCGACAGCCAUAUUUCUGUCUCGUCUUAUUUUUGACAUUAUGGUGAUUCGAUUUUUUUAAUACAUCUCCGUAAAUACUGCUUAGAUCUCCCAAAAGAUGCUUUUUGGUAAGCAUAUUUUUUUCCUUUUGUGAUAAUAAUGACCAUUAUGAUAAAUUGUCAUUUCUACUGUGCGUGUGAAUAGAGUUAUAUAAAUGUUAUAAUUAUAUAUGGAAGGAUAGCAGAGAAUUUUUAGGAAUUAUAUAAUAUCAGUUGUAAUGUGUAAAUUAUUUGGAUGUUUCACUUCAGUAAUUUUGUAAAGCGUGACAAGUGGGAAGCAUGGUGGGGCGAGGUUACAUAGUGGUCGAUACUUGUAAUUUUCUAGUACAAAUGUCCACAUAAAUUUGGCUAACACAUGGCUUAUAUAGCCAAUCUUGUUGGUGAACGUUAUCAUGCAUUGCGUAUUAUUUUAACAGAAAUGGAGCAUUAGAUCGCCUCACUACUCGCCUUGCGGUCAUAGGUUUACAUUUUAAGAAUAUUGAUAAGCGCUUUGAAAUCUCCGCAUUAAGUACAUAGUAUUUUUUUAUGAUUUACAUAUACGUUCCUAAUGAUUUUUUGGAAAAUUAGAAAAUAAUUUCUUUGAGUUACAAGUACGCUCGCAAUAAAGUAUUUGCUUUGUAUUUUAUUUCAAAAAAAUAAGUGUGAUUAUAUAUUUUCAAUGGUUAGAGCAUAGCUAUAUGUCUGUUAAUUUUGUUAAACAACCUAAUAUUACGGUAUGUACGAAUAUUAUUUUAUCUCGAUAACCUAGAAUGUAAGUUUAAAAAUAAAUAAGUCAAAUUUCA